Messenger RNA from Melitaea cinxia (Glanville fritillary), 2700 nucleotides. RefSeq names its product UDP-N-acetylglucosamine--peptide N-acetylglucosaminyltransferase 110 kDa subunit-like. Gene Ontology annotation, molecular function: protein binding; protein N-acetylglucosaminyltransferase activity. The record is from RefSeq and is a predicted model, not a curated record. Bases 39 to 2516 code for a protein of 825 amino acids. The transcript is spliced from 8 exons. Gene Ontology annotation, biological process: protein O-linked glycosylation. NCBI's taxonomy places the organism in Eukaryota, Metazoa, Arthropoda, Insecta, Lepidoptera, Nymphalidae.
UCAGUAGCGACGCGGGCCCGCCGGGACAUGUCCACGGUAUGGAUUACCAAUGCGUGGUUGUGUACACGGUCAUCAACAUUGCACCGCCUCGGCUAUCUCAAACUGAUUUACCAAACGGGUGCAUUGAUUGGAUAAAAAAUAAAAUCAAGAGAGCAAUAGCAGUAUACCUCACAUCUUUGAAGUUGACGCCAAACAACGGAAUAAUUUAUGGCAACUUAGCGUGUCUGUAUUACAAACAAGGCUUCAUAGAUCUCGCUAUUGACACAUACAGACAAGCAAUAGAACUCCAACCUAAUUUCCCAGAUGCAUACUGUAAUCUCGCUAAUGCACUCAAAGAGAAGGGCCUCGUCCACGAAGCAGAAGAAUGUUACAAUAAAGCUCUACAGUUAUGUCCAACACAUGUCGACACUCUCAACAAUCUUGGUAAUGUUAAACGGGAACAGGGAAAAAUUGAAGAAGCCACUAAUCUGUACAUGAGAGCGUUGGAAGUAUUUCCAAAUUUUGCAGCAUCUCAUAGUAAUUUGGCAUCACUUUUGCAGCAACAAGGUAAACUAAGUGAUGCCUUAUAUCACUAUAGACAAGCGAUUAACAUUCAACCGAAAUUUGCUGAUGCUUAUAGUAAUAUGGGAAAUACCUUGAGAGAAAUGCAAGAUAGCCAAGGAGCACUGAUGUGUUUUAAAAAAGCCAUAGAACUAAAUCCAAAUUUCGCUGACGCUCAUUGUAAUUUGGCUAGUAUAUACAAAGACAUGGGAAACAUUCUCGAAGCGAUUGCCUUAUACAAAAUUGCUUUGAAAAUAAAACCAAAUUUUCCCGAUGCUUAUUGUAACUUGGCACACUGUUUACAAAUUGUUUGUGCUUGGGACUAUUACGAAGAACGUAUGCAAACAGUCGUUGAAAUAGUCGAAGAUCAAUUAUACAAUAGUGAUAAUUUAUCCUCUAUACAUCCUCAUCAUUCCAUCUUAUAUCCACUGUCUAACAGAGCAAGGAAGGAAAUAGCCGCCCGACAUGCUGAUUUAUAUUUAGAUAAAGUAACUAUGCUCACUUCAAUCACUUUUAAACAUAAUACAAAGCUCGAAGGACGUUUACGUAUCGGUUACGUCAGUAGUGAUUUUGGUAACCACCCUACGUCACAUCUGAUGCAGUCGAUACCAGGGUUGCAUAGUCGUUCAAAUGUAGAAGUUUUCUGUUAUGCUCUAAAUGUAGACGAUGGUACCACAUUCCGUAGUAAAAUAAUUAAGGAAUCAGAACAUUUCAUUGAUUUAUCUCUUAUUCCGUGUAAUGUUGAAGCUGCUAGACGAAUACAUAGCGACAAUAUAAAUAUUUUAGUUAAUAUGAAUGGUUAUACAAAGGGGGCGAGAAAUGAAAUAUUUGCUUUAAAACCCUCACCAAUACAAGUAAUGUGGCUUGGUUAUCCAGGGACUAGUGGCGCUGAAUACAUGGAUUACUUUAUCACAGACGAAGUAUCAAGCCCUCUAUCAGCAGUUGCGGAUUUUAGUGAAAAGUUUGCUUUUAUGCCAUACACGUACUUUGUAGGGGAUCAUAAACAAAUGUUUCCUCAUUUGAAAAAACGAUAUAAUGUUAGAAUUAAAGAUGAAGAAUACACGAAUGAUAAUGUGGCAGUAAUAAAUGCAGCGGAAGGUAUUAAUAUGAGUCAAUAUCUUGAUGUAAAAUAUUACGAAGAAAUUGUAGCCUAUGAAAAUUUAGAACCAAUAAAUGUAAUAAUAAGUGAAGUAGACAUUCCUAAGGACGUGCUUGAAUCGACAAUAAAUCCAAAACAAGAUCAGGUAUGCGUAAAUAAAACGAUAAUCGACAAUGGUUUAUCUAUGAUCAAUGUUGAUAAGAAGAUUGCAUCAGGGGAAAUAAUAUAUGACAACAUAAUAUUUACUUCGAGAAGACAAUAUGGACUUCCUGACGAAGCUAUAGUAUUUUGCAAUUUUAACCAAUUAUACAAAACGGAUCCAAAAAUUGUUGCAACAUGGGUUAAGAUUUUAAAAAAAGUGCCAAACAGUGUUCUCUGGCUUUUAAGUUUUCCAGUUGCAGGGGAACGAAAUUUACAAAAAUACGUUCGAAGUUUAGGAAUAUCGCCAGGCCGCGUUAUAUUUUCUAAAAUUGCUUCAAAAGAGGAACACGUAAGACGCGGGCAGUUAGCUGACCUAUGCUUAGAUACGCCUUUAUGUAAUGGUCAUACGACUACUAUGGAUGUUUUAUGGGCUGGUAUACCUGUAAUUACAUUACCAGGAGAAACUCUAGCGUCAAGGGUUGCAGCGUCACAACUCAAAGCACUAAAUUGUCCGGAACUUAUAGCAAAAAAUAGAAAACAUUACGAAGCGAUAGCUGUGGAACUGGGAACUAAUGAUCAAUAUCGUAAAUAUAUUCGGAGUAAGAUAUUUAAAGCACGCUUGGAUAGCACACUAUUCGAUUGUAAUCACUACACGAGAGCUUUAGAAAAUAUUUAUGCCAAAAUGUGGGAUAAUUAUCAAAAUGGAUUUGCACCGGAUCAUAUCAGGGCAUUUUAAUAGAUUUUUUGUGAACAGUUUAUCGUUUUUAAGAUAUAUACAAAAGGAUUUUAAACAAUCGUUUCUCCGUCCGGAAAAAUUCAAGGCCAAAAGAAGUAAUUGUUCAACCAGAUGAAAAAUGUUAUGUUUGUGUUUAAAAAUAUUGUAUGUUGUGAUGUAUAUGAAUAAAAUACUAUUCCCUUAA